Molecule: messenger RNA, 1303 nt
Organism: Cucumis sativus (cucumber)
Lineage: Eukaryota; Viridiplantae; Streptophyta; Magnoliopsida; Cucurbitales; Cucurbitaceae
Exons: 2
Coding region: 1-1248 (415 amino acids)
Source: RefSeq, a predicted model, not a curated record
AUGUAUGUAACAAGGCCUCUUUCUCUAUACAGAGACUCUUCGGUUUCGGCCUCGGCUUCGGAAGAAGGUCCAAACACAGGGGUUUUAGUAAUGGAAGAUGAAGGUUUGGAAAAGAGAUGGUUUUGUGGGAAGGUGCUGCCGUUCCCUCAGAACAAGAUAUUGGAGCUUUGCUAUGUGAGGGGCCGCUCUGCGAAUAGUCAUUGCUUUGAGGCAAUGGUGAUUCCAGUUAUAAAUCAGCUGCCUUCCAAUACUAUAUCAUCCAUUCUCAUUCCUAUCGCACUGCUGGGUAUUUCAUUUCUGUUUUUGCUUCUUUAUUCUGAAAUUCUAACUAUUCUUUUAAAUUUCAAUUUUAGUUUGAAAAGUUUUGUUGUCUUUAACAAUGCAUCAUUCUCUUUUAACUACAGGCUAAUAUAUACGAGUUCAAAGGAAGAGGACAUGUGCAGCUGUUGUUGCGACAACAUUAUUCAAGAUAUACGACCACAACUCUUCGACCCAAGAAACGUUUAUCAACAAUUCCAAAUUAAUUAUUUUACUGAAAGUCUCCAUAAUUUUAAGGCUAAGUCAAUGGCUCCCGAUGGGGUUCCUCCAUAUUUGCUGAGACAGGUUUGGAGAGCUCGUACCAAGACUCUUAAAAACUUCAAGGCCACACCAGCACUAGGCGUCAACGCUGCUCUACGAGCUUGCUUCCCGAACCUCGACUCUGCAGCCAACCCAGUGGUGGUGGGGAAAUGGUACUGUCCUUUCAUUUUCAUUCGUGAAGGAGAGGUUGGUGCCCAAAUGAGGGACUCGGCAUACUAUGAAAUGACUCUCCAACAGAACUGGGAAGAGAUACAUGGAUGCUACAAUGAUGAUGAUAAUAAUUAUGACAACAAUGGUCACGUGGCAGUGGAUGUUUCGGUUAGGAGGGAGACUGUUUUAGUUGGAGGCGUGUCGAUGGCGACGAAGAGGGUAGCGGUUUCCGACGGGGUUAUGUGGUUUGGUGCGACGUUAGAGUUGGGGUUGAGCAUGGCGAUUGUGGAGAGGAUGAAGUGGGAAGAGGAGAGAGUUGGGUUUGUGUGGGGAAAAAGUAAUGAAGAUGGGGAGAUAGAGAGAGUUGUGAGAAGAGAAGAGUUUAAAGGAAAGGGAAUGUGGAAGAGAUUUAGGUGUUAUGUUUUGGUGGAAAGGUUUGUGCUCGAGAGAAUGAAUGGAACUUUGGUUCUUACUUGGGAAUUCAGACAAACUCAUCGAAUUAGAACCAAAUGGGAAUGAAAAAAAAGGAAGAAUAAAAUAGAAAAAACAUCUAAAAGAUUUCUUAUCUUUUAAA